Messenger RNA from Capsella rubella, 1241 nucleotides. Its product is annotated as agamous-like MADS-box protein AGL75. The record is from RefSeq and is a predicted model, not a curated record. Gene Ontology annotation, molecular function: DNA binding; protein dimerization activity. Lineage: Eukaryota; Viridiplantae; Streptophyta; Magnoliopsida; Brassicales; Brassicaceae.
ACAGAAAUCGAAUCUUUAUGCGAUUUGUUUCAUACCGAUGAGCGGAGGAUGAAAAAUAAAAACACACUUAAAUUCUAAACCCUAGCCACCGAUGUUUCUAUAAAUAUUGUAUAUCUCAAUUUCACAAAGUUUCUCUCUCACUUUCAUACUUCGUUAAUCCGAGAGAUCAAGAAUAGAAUCACCAUGCGAUCUUUACCUUUUUCCUCGUCUUCUUCUCCUUUUUCGACAAGUUUGAGCAACAGACUUGAGACCAUCUUCAAGAAAGGGAUUGAGGUCUGCAUCAUCCAUUAUGGACCAGACGGAGAACUUCAGACAUGGCCUAAGGAGAGAGAGAAAGUGAGAGACAUGGCUCUGAGGUAUAGUCAAUUGAAUCAAGCCUUGAGACGCAAGAAAAGCGUUAAUCUUUCUGAGUUCCCGAACGAGAAAAAGCACAAGGGUUUGGAGAAUCUGAACAAGAAGAGGAAGACGACGAGUGAUCUUGAGAAGAAGCCGGUGGAUGUAUUAAAGUAUCCAAUGUCUGAUCAUUACUCUCCCCACCAAAUCUCCAAACUGAUUCAGUCCUUAGAACUCAAUGUCUCUAAAGUACAAGAAAGGCUUCGCUUUGUUGAGUCGCAGAAACUUCAGAGUUUAGCAUCAUCCUCUCUGAAUUAUCACAAUCUUCAGACGACCCAAUCAAUGAACCCUAGCCAGUUCUCGCUAUUCAUGUAUAACCAUGGAGACAAUACUCUCUCUCAGAUCCCAGUCUCUGCAUCAAAUCUCAAUCAAGAUUUCUCAGCGUUACUUUAAGAACCUCAGUUGAAGAAUCAGUUAAUGAAGCAAGAGCUCUGUGAUUAUGAUCACAACAUAAGCAUAAGUGACAUGCACAUCACCAACAACAGUUUUCCACAUCCUUGCGUCACAAACAAAGAAUCUGUGAAUAACUUUGGCUCGAUAAAUCAGUUGAUGCAGAAGGAUUACUUUUAUGGUGCUGAUCAAAACAUGCCUAGUAUGUGUAACUUCAACAGCAACAGCUUUCAACAUCCUUGCGUCUCAAACACACAACAUUACUAGACAGUACAAGAAUCUGUGAAUAUAACUCCAGGUUGAAUCAGUUAAUGCAAAAUGCAGCAUGAACAUUACGGUUCUGAUCAGAAACAUAUGUAUUUGUUUUAAGACUUGCUAAAGAAUUUAGUAUGAACUUCUUGUUGGGUCGUUGUUGCUAUAUCUUAAUACUGUACAACCCAAUCUUAAUCUAUUUCUGA